AUUGUAAUAAUAAUUUUGCCGACACAGGUACUGCAAUUAUUGCUGUUUACUAUUGAUUUUAUGCACACACCUGCAAUAAAAUAAAUCCUAUUCUAAAUUACGUGGGUAUAUAAGUUAAUAAGCUAUAUUUUAGUUGAUUAAAGAAAAAUGAAUGCAGACAGAGGUUCUAAUUGGAACAAUAGUAGAUGGGAUCGCCAACAUGGGCAAAGAAUAGUAGUGGGAAUUCGUCGUGGUGGUUUUCGUGGUUUUCCAGGAUACCAAGGUUUUCCCGGCCGUCACACUAAUAAUUUUAGUGGAAAUAACUACAUCCAACAGUGGCAACAAAGGCCAAAGAGAGAUAGUCUAGGUAAAAGGCUAACAGAGAAGGAGAUCGGUGUGACUGAAUAUGUUAGUGAUCAUGAAGGUUUUAACGGAAUUAUUAAAGCUAGGUAUUCAGACUUCCAAGUAUCAGAAAUAAAUGAAAAUGGUGAAUUAGCCAAGUUAACAUGUAUGGAAGCACCAAAGCCCCCUGUGGAUGACACAGUGGAUGAAGACGAAGACCUGCUGCUUACUAAAUAUAAUGUGGAAAUACUUCCAAUGGAAACUUGGGACAACAUCAAUAAGUUAGUUGUGACAGAACACACAACAGAUAAAGUUGAAGUAGAUGUAACGGGAAUGACAAAGGAAAAUAGAACAAAGAUACACGAUGCAGUGAAGAAAGCGUUCGGACAGAGCAUCGUUGGCAGCACUGUUAGUGUAAAAGAUAAGAAAAUUGUCCGCUUUGAGAAGUACAGGAAAGGAGUACGUAUCGAUAACAGAGUGAAGUGGAUAUGGCCUGCAGAGUACGUGUACUUCAUAGUACACAAAGAAAACUGCGACACAAUGGACGCGGCCAGGCGCAUCGCGGAACGACUGCGGAUCAAUGCCAAAGGAACGAUUAUGGGGUACGCAGGUACAAAAGACCGUCGUGCAAAGACCUCCCAGUGGUUUAGUCUUCGGAAGGUGGACCCUCGUCGAAUUGCCACCGCGUGCCAAGCAUUGCCCGACGUCAUGGUAGGGAACUACAGCUUCGCGUCCACGCCGCUGCAGCUUGGCAAGCUACAGGGGAACAGAUUCCGCAUAGCGCUUCGGAACGUGACGACCGAAGAUGAACAACUAGAGCUAGCCGCUACGUUACUGAAAGAGCGCGGAUUCAUCAACUACUACGGGCUGCAGCGGUUCGGUUCCCGGGCGCAGACUCCCACCUACACCAUCGGGCUGAAGCUCAUCCUGGGGAACUUGCAGGAUGCCGUCAACUGCAUCCUGGAGCCUCGUGGCGGUCCGCUGGAGCAUGCUCUGAGGGCCUACAGGGAUAUUGGGGCUGCAGGUGCGGUCCGGUACUUGCCGCGAGGAGCUGGACAUAUUGAAGCCUCGCUGAUACGAGCCCUGGCUAAAUACCCGAGGGACCUGCUCAGUGGACUCCACUCGUUGUCCCGUAACACGCGUCUGCUGUAUGUACACUCGUACCAGUCCCUGGUAUGGAACCUGGCCGUGUCGGAGCGGCUGCGGCUGUUCGGUCUUCAGCCGGCUGAGGGCGACCUCGUGCCGGUCGACACCACUCACGAUGAUCUUGGUGAAGUGUUAGACGCAGAGGAAGAUCUCGGUAUAGAGUCACAGCCAGAGGACGGCGAUGAAGACGUCAAACCUGAAGACGCAGCAGAAAGUACCACCAGCGAAGAAAAACUCACAGACAACAAAGAUACGGAGAAUCCUAAAAUUGCUGUAAAAGUUCUCACAGAAGAAGAUAUCAAAAGCGGAAAGUACACGAUUUUCGACGUUAUUAUGCCGCUACCAGGGUCUAAUAUCGAGUACCCGCCCAAUAUGAAGGAGUACUACGUUGAAUUGUUGAAGAAGGAUGGUUUAACAACGGAAAUGAAAGCAAAAAUCAAGGUGUUCAGCGUGUCGGGCGCGUACCGCCGCAUACUAGCGAAAGUCGCCGGGUUUGAAUGGAAGACCGUGCGGUAUUCAGACCCCACGGGCGACCUGCUGCUGUCCGACCGGGACCUCCUGCAGGGACGGACCGACACCGCCGACACACCGGAUGGUGAAUACAAGGCCCUUCUUCUCAGUUUCUCACUACCAUCUAGUUGUUACGCUACGAUGGCUCUACGUGAACUCCUCAAAGUGGAUACCGCUUCAGAUAAUCAGGCUCUAAAGAACAAUUACCAUAAGAAGAAUGAAACAGAGAGUGGAAAGGAAACAGUGGAGGUGGAGUCUGGAGAGGGAAGUGCGGAAGCUGGAAGAGAAUCUCCAAGUGCGAGUCUUGAAAAGAGAAAGCUGAGCAGUGUGGAUGAAGGUGAGACUAAGAAAAUUAAAGCAGAGGAAGAUGAUGGUAAUGUUAAGGAUGUUAGUGCGCAGCAAGAAGAUAAAGUUGAUGAAUAAAUACUGCUGUAAUAUAAUGUUAUUUGUUUUAUACUAGUUCUAUCUUGCGGUGUCAACCGUAUAGAAAAAAGUACAGCCUGUGUUACUCGCUAAUAAUAUUUGUAGUCCGUUUUUUAAUUUCGGAGACUAAAUUGACAGGUGUAAAUGUCAAAUUUUAAAACAAUGUUGCCAGCUGUAGCGAGGUUGCUAAUAUUUAUAGUCUGUUUUUUAAUUUCGGAGACUAAAUUGACAGGUCUAAAUGUCAAAUUUUCAAAUAAUGUUACCAGCUGUA
Achroia grisella is the source of this 2671-nucleotide messenger RNA. It is a transcript of the gene Pus7, whose product is annotated as pseudouridylate synthase 7 homolog. Gene Ontology annotation, cellular component: nucleus. The record is from RefSeq and is a predicted model, not a curated record. Gene Ontology annotation, biological process: pseudouridine synthesis. NCBI's taxonomy places the organism in Eukaryota, Metazoa, Arthropoda, Insecta, Lepidoptera, Pyralidae. The transcript has 11 exons. Gene Ontology annotation, molecular function: pseudouridine synthase activity; RNA binding. Bases 148 to 2400 code for a protein of 750 amino acids.